Messenger RNA from Anarrhichthys ocellatus (wolf-eel), 2301 nucleotides. It is a transcript of the gene meioc, whose product is annotated as minamoto. Lineage: Eukaryota; Metazoa; Chordata; Actinopteri; Perciformes; Anarhichadidae. Gene Ontology annotation, biological process: meiotic cell cycle; female meiosis I; male meiosis I. Bases 88 to 2301 code for a protein of 737 amino acids. Gene Ontology annotation, cellular component: nucleus; cytoplasm. The transcript has 8 exons. The record is from RefSeq and is a predicted model, not a curated record.
CUGUGGGGCCCGACUAGACGUCCCAAAUGCAGAAGACCAGUGACGUUAAUGGAGUAAAGAAUCGGUCCAAGUUCAAGGGAGUUCAGGAUGGCUUUUGACGGACAUCAGAGCACAUUUGCCAAUUCACUGUUUCCCUCAUACCAACGCCAGACCAGUGUAAACAAUGGCAGCGUUGAGUUGCCCUUCGUUGCCAUCCCCAGUGUCUCCCUACAGGAGCAGAACGCAGCGCCCUACCCGCCCUGGUCUCACACAGCUCACGAUGAUCCCUACGGCCUUAUCAACUGUGCCCAGAGCAACAUUAUAAUCAGGAAACCCGCUGAGAGUGCUGACUGUGAAGGGGAGACGGAUCUACAGGGUCUAGUGUCCAAUAUUUUGGAUGAAGCAGAUUCACAGGACAGCUACUACAGUGAAGGGAACCUACCGACAUGUAACCCUGUCUGGUCUCCGAAGACAUUGAGAGAAGAGCUGCUCCAGUAUUUUCAAUCGGAGGCUAAAACGCAGCAUCACCCGACCUUCCCUCCAAACUACAUGUCCCGUGAGACGCUAAGUAAAGCACAGGGACAGCCAGAAGUCAAAGAGUUUCACCAGCAGUCCAACGACCUUUCCACCAAUCAACCGUGGCUUUUGAAUUUGCCCAACGGAGACCAGGACGCCUACGCCCUCCGUCCUCAGAAGCCGCCACCGGGUCUGUCGAUGCCUAACACGGGAAACACCUAUUCGCCACAGGCACCGCGACGCAGGUACGACAACAUGCUAGCAGAGAGAGACAGGGGGAGCAGUCAGCCCGUUAAUAAUUUACCUGACCUCAGUAACGUCUUUAGACCUCAAAGCGAAAUGAACAGCCCGCGCUUUCGUCCUUAUUAUGAAGACCAGUACGUCCAGAGCGUCAGCAACGAGCAGUACGGGCCACAAGACAUCAACCAGCUGGUCAGCAGCUUUCAGUCCUUCAUGGACGGUGAGCACGGCGGCUUACGCGCCGGAGACUUCCCCAACGUCCACAGGCAGACGGCGGGCAUGCCGCAUGAGGACGCCAUGUUUGAGCAAUGGAAGAUCGGCAGUCCCGGCGUGUCAGCGCAAAGCACUCCCGCAAUGCACACCCAAAAACAGCUGGCGGGAGAAUUUGGGAUAGAAAGAAACAGAGAAGCGAGGAGACAAGCGUUUCAGCACGACGCCUUUCAAGACCCGCAAAACACGGAGUACUACCAUUCCCCCAAGCCGUUCACUGCACCUUUACACCAUGCGAAUCAAUACCAGAGCAACAUGACCGUGCACAGAGAGAACGCCUCGCUCCCCCUUAACUCGGGCAUGAGCCAGCAGGGCCUGAUGCAGAGCAAGCCCAGGCCACAGGUGCAGAGGGAGAAGAAGAGGAUGCACAUGUCUGGCUUUCUAGGAGAAGGCUUCUCCGCGAGACCGCCGGCCAACACUAACACGAGAGCCGGAGAUAAGAGACAGGCGCUCUCCCAAAACCUGAACCACGACCACCUGGCGAGCAUGCAGUCUCACAGAUUCGAUGGAGAAAACACACAGCCGCUCAUGCCUUACAUGUACGCCGCGAAUGACCCCAGGAGGUACUCCAACGCCCCCCCCAACUUCAGCUGCAGGUCCACGCUGCCCUAUGGCAUGGACGCCGCGGGCGACGUAAUCUCCGCCAACGAGUCUGCGGUGUUCAACUCCUACGUCGGCAACAUGUUGGCCUGCAGAGGAGAGAGCACUUAUCACGGCAUGGCCUCCGCCGGGACAACGUCCAUGGGGAUGAAUCCAGGAGGAGCGGUGAUCCAGCUCUACUUCUACCUGGACGACUGCGACGAGCAGUUGAGGGUCUUGGAGAAGGACAGGAAGAGGACAGAGGUCAUCCUAACCAAGAUAUUUUAUGGGAAAAGAGCUGCGGCGACGGCCAACACCAACCUGCCCAAAACUCCCCCGAAUCCCACGAGAGUCGACCACCUCCUUGUCAAUCAGAUGAGGGAGCAAGCGAGGGUGGCCAGCCUUCUGGAUAGAAUGGAGAGUCUGUGCAACACUCCCUUCCACGUCAGCAUCCACACGGCACUGAACAGGCACCACAUGGCGCUUGGCGUCUGCCAGGCGAGACGCAAGGAGGAGAUGGCCGGCAUGUCCAAACAGCAGCGGCAGAGAGCUCACUUCUCAGAGGAUAGAGACACGCUGUUGUUGGCUGUCGCACUGAAGGACCUCGCUGCCACCACGAGAAGGGUGCGCAUGGCCCUGUGGUCCACUCUCCAGAUGAUGCUGCUGAAACCCACCGAGAGGCAGGACCACCGCGCGGACAGGGAGGCCCCACCCUAG